Messenger RNA from Alternaria viburni, 603 nucleotides. RefSeq lists its product as uncharacterized. Gene Ontology annotation, molecular function: fatty acyl-CoA hydrolase activity. NCBI's taxonomy places the organism in Eukaryota, Fungi, Ascomycota, Dothideomycetes, Pleosporales, Pleosporaceae. The record is from RefSeq and is a predicted model, not a curated record. Bases 1 to 603 code for a protein of 200 amino acids. The transcript is spliced from 6 exons.
AUGACGCGCCGAGCGAGCGGAAAGCUCACCCCACAAAUUCCGCUCCACCCUGGUCUAGCUUCCGAGGUACGUGGGCAACUGCCGAGCGGAACAUCGACAUCACUCUUCGCACAUCGCGGGGUGAGCAUCAAUCAUGCCGGCGCUGAAGUUUGUGAGAUCUGUCUGGGAGUCGUUCCGAGCGAACUCGGGCCUGGAGCCAAGCUCCGAGUGACCUCGGCAGUCCCAGGCCGCGUCAAGUUCGAGCUAGACAUCCAGAAAGAGCACACAAACCGCCUCAACAUCCUCCACGGCGGCACAAUAGCUAGCAUGGUCGACCUCGGCGGCUCCCUCGCAGUAGCAUCCCGUGGCCUCUUCGCGACAGGUGUAUCCACCGACCUAAACGUAACCUACCUCUCCUCAGGCGGCAAGAUUGGCGACUUGAUCAAGGCUGAAGUAACGUGUGAUAAGUUCGGCAAAACACUCGCCUUCACGUCCAUCAACUUCAGCAACAACAAGGGAGAAGUCUUCGCACGAGGAAGCCACACCAAAUACGUUGCGUUGGCGUGGAAAGAUCCCAACAACAUCGUCGAGGAGCUUUCGCCUAAGCCUGAGAAGAAGGAGUAG